AUGCGCCCGCCGAUUGUGCCCGGGCAGGAAUUGCUGCACAGUGCUCCUCGCCUACCCGAAAACCAUCCUCACAUGGAGAGCACGGACAGCGAGUCUGACUUCGCAGAGCAGGUGGACGAUCAGAUCAAUGACCUUGCGCGUCGUGUCACCUCGAUCUCGGUCGCCCGCGGCGCGCAAAUAUUACCAAAGCCUACGGACGAUGCGCUGGACCCCAACAGCCCGGACUUUGAUGCCAAGACGUGGGUGAGAGCCUUCUAUAAUAACCAAACAGAAGCAUUGAGCGGAAGCCCACCGAACUCAGCAGGCCUGGCCUUCAAAGACCUCAACGUCUUCGGCCAAAAGGCCGAAGCGGAACACCAAAGGACGGUCGAAGACUUCCUGUAUGGACCCCUAGAGGCCGCUCGCCGGCUUGUGGGCUCCAGAAAGCAACAGCGCAUCGAUAUUCUGCAAGAUCUAGAAGGUGUCAUGAACAGUGGUGAGAUGCUCUGCGUUCUGGGUCCCCCAGGAUCGGGGUGUUCCACUUUUCUGAAAACUAUUGCGGGCGAGACAUACGGGUUCGAGGUUGCUGACGGCAGCACACUCAACUAUCAAGGCCUGGGGAAAGCAGACAUCGAAAAGGCUUUCAAAGGAGAGGCUAUCUAUACCGCCGAAGUGGAUUAUCACUUCCCAAAACUCACCGUUGGUGAGACUCUGUAUUUCGCCGCUCGAGCUCGAUGCCCGACCAAGUUGGCAGACUAUAAACACCAAUAUGCAGAGCAUCUUCGGGAUGUGGUUAUGGCAAUGUUGGGCAUUUCACACACGAAGAAUACUCGCGUGGGGGACGACUUUAUCCGGGGCGUCAGUGGAGGUGAGCGCAAACGGGUGAGUAUUGCGGAAGCUAUUCUGAGCUAUUCACCGUGGCAAUGCUGGGAUAAUAGUACUCGCGGUCUGGAUUCGGCCAACGCGGUCUCAUUUUGUCGCACGCUCCGUCUUCAGUCGGAGACGUUUGGCAGCAGUGUAUGCGUAGCCAUUUACCAAGCUCCACAAGAAGCGUAUGAUCUCUUCGACAAAGUCAUUCUUCUUUAUGAAGGUCGACAGAUAUUUUUCGGCAAGACAUCAGAAGCCAAAGCAUACUUCCAGGGCUUAGGUUUUCACUGCCCGGCGCAGCAGACCACGCCUGACUUUUUGACCUCGAUGACAAGCCCCUCUGAGAGGAUUGUUAAAUCUGGCUGGGAAGGGAAGACACCUCGUAGUCCCGAGGAAUUCGCUCGUGCUUGGCGCGAAAGCCAACACCGUCAAUGCCUCCUGAAAGAAAUUGAAGCAUUCGAGAAACGCUUUCCCAUCGGUGGUACUCAAUCCGAGCAGUUUCGCGAGGCCAGGACAGCCCAGAAAUCGAGGUCACUUCGCGCAGCCUCUCCAUUCACGCUUUCUCUGACCAACCAGUUUCUCCUGAAUCUUUGGCGGAGCUACCGACUAUUAAUCGCUGAUCCUUGGUUUUGGGUUACAUUACUGUUCGCUAAUUUCUUCGAAUCAAUUGUCGUCGCCAGCAUCUUUUACAACAUGCCCCAAGAUAGCUCUAGUAUGUUUCGUCGAAACCUUCUGAUCUUCUACGGCCUCAUGAUCAAUGUCUGGACUGCCGCCCUAGAGGUCCUCACUCUCUACUCCAAGAGAAAGAUCGUCGAAAAGCACGUACGGUACGCACUCUACCAUCCCAGUAUGGAGGCUUUGGCAUCCAUUGCGAUGGACAUUCCAUUUAAGCUCGUCAACGCGGUUUGUAUCAAUGUUACUCUCUAUUUCAUGUGCAACCUUCGACGAGAGCCGGGGCCCUUCUUCUUCUUCUACCUCCUUGCCUUCACUAUCACUAUGACCAUGUCCAUGUUCUUCCGGUUCCUCGCCUCUGUCACGAAAACCGUCUCUCAAGCUCUCGCACCAUGUGCGAUCGUCAUCCUCGGUCUCAUGUUAUAUGGCGGCUUCAUCAUUCCCCAAGCCUAUCUGGAUGACUGGAUUGGCUGGCUGCGGUGGAUAAAUCCUUUAUUUUACGUCCAGGAGAGUCUUUCCCUUAGUGAGUUUGUUGGGCGUAAGUUCUCCUGCGUAGAAUUUGUUCCCAGCGGCCCUGGCUACGCGACAGGUUCCAUCCCACCUUUGGGUCAAGUAUGCUCCGUCGAGGGGUCUGUCGCUGGUGAGGGUUUCGUUGAUGGUAGCGUCCAUCUCCGCGUGAUGUACGGAUUUAUCGACAGCCACCGCUGGCGCAACUUCGGCAUUCUUAUUGUCCUAACUGCCUUUUUCCUUGUGAUCCAUUUAAUAGCGGUGGAAUUAAUCUCCUCGGAGCGCUCGAAGGGUGAAAUUCUCGUCUACCCACGCCAGGUCCUCAAAAUACACGGCACUGGUGGCCAUGAUGAGGAGAAGAUGUGUUCUACAUCAGAGGUUCGGUCUCAGGAACGAUACAUUCAGACCAAUGAGGUCAAAGGCAUUGAGAAACAAACAUCUGUCUUCCACUGGCAAGAUGUUUGUUACAGCAUUCAGAUCAAGAAAGAGACUCGGACCAUUCUUGACCAUGUGGAUGGGUGGGUGAAGCCAGGCACAUUGACGGCGUUGAUGGGAGUUUCGGGGGCUGGAAAGACAACCCUUUUGGACGUGUUAGCGAGCCGGGUAACAAUGGGUGUCAUUUCAGGACGAAUGCUGGUUGACGGCCAGCCUCGAGACUCUUCUUUCCAGCGGAAGACCGGGUAUGUUACCCAACAAGAUCUAAACCUUCACACAUCAACAGUCCGUGAAGCCUUACAGUUCAGCGCGCUGCUGCGGCAGCCAGCUCGGUACAGCCGCCAAGAAAAGCUCGACUACGUGAACGAGGUGAUCAGGUUGGUUGACCUCGAGGACUGUGCAGAUGCCGUGGUCGGGUGUACAGGCGAGGGUCUCAAUGUCGAGCAGAGGAAACGCUUAACUAUAGGUGUUGAGUUGGCAGCACGCCCAGAGCUCUUGCUGUUUCUCGAUGAACCAACCUCUGGUCUUGAUAGUCAGACAUCAUGGGCCAUCUGUGACCUGAUGGAGAAGUUGACGAGGAAUGGUCAAGCAAUCCUCUGUACAAUCCACCAGCCCUCGGCAGCCCUAUUUCAACGCUUUGACCGUUUGCUUCUGCUGGCCAAGGGUGGACGCACGGUGUACUUCGGGGAGGUGGGCAAGGAAUCAUCGACCCUGCUUGACUAUUUCACCCGGAACGGAGCUCCGCAAUUCAGACCCGGAACCAACCCAGCGGAAUACAUGCUUGAGGUCGUUGGAGCUAUCACAAAGCACGGGAGCAAUAUUGACUGGCCGAGUGUUUGGCGCGCAAGUCCCGAAUAUCAAGAUGUACGUCGCGAGCUUGAUCGGCUGUCGUGUCAAGGCCAAGGCAGAUCCGCGGAUGCCGAUCCCGCAGCAUUGGCAGAAUUUGCUGCGAGCUUUCCUACCCAGCUAGUGCAGGUCACAAAGCGUGUGUUUCAGCAAUAUUGGAGAACCCCCAGCUAUAUUUUCUCCAAGAUUAUUCUAAGCGCUGGCUCGGCCUUGUUCAUCGGGCUGUCUCAGGUCAAUGGGGAUGUCUCACAACGUGGUCUGUUCAAUCAGAUGCUAGCGACCUAUAUCUUUCUUUUUAUUUUCAGUCAAGUAGUUGAACAGAUCUUGCCUAUGUUCGUUUCUCAGCGCACCCUUUAUGAAGCCCGGGAGAGACCCGCUAAAGCGUACUCGUGGGUUGCCUUCCUUGCUGGAAAUAUCAUUGUGGAGCUGGCGUGGAACUCGCUUAUGGCGAUUUUCUCCUUCCUUUUCUGGUACUUUCCAAUGGGUCUCUAUCGCAACGCCGAGUGGACGGAUGCUGUCCAUUCGCGUGGUAUCACGAUGUGUCUGCACCUUUGGAUAUUCUUCGCGUUUACCAGUACAUUUGCGAACAUGCUCAUUGCUGGCAUUGAGACUGAGCAAGUCGCCGGCGGAUUCCUAAAUUUCUUCUUCAACAUCAUGUUUGCUUUUGCAGGUAUUCUUGCCGGGCCUGGUGAACUCCCAGGGUUCUGGAUAUUUAUGUACCGCGUCAACCCGUUCACUUACGUGAUGGAAAGCUUUCUUGGCACUGCCCUCGCCGAUGCCCCUGUUACUUGCACGGCCAGCGAGCUUGUCCACUUUCAAGCACCUGGGGGAAUGUCUUGCGGGGAGUACGUUGAGCCAUACAUCGCAGAGAAGGGAGGGUAUCUUCUCGACAACAGCACCAGCAGCUGCAGCUUCUGCGGCAUGGCCAACAGCAACUCCUUCUUAGCUGAUAUGAACUUAAGCUUUGACAACAGGUGGCGAGAUUUUGGAUUCAUGUGGGCAUUCUGUGUCUUCAACAUCGCUGCUGCAGUUGGAUUGUACUGGCUUAUGCGUGUUCCCAAGAGGCCGGCUCGGCAGUGA
This is a messenger RNA of Aspergillus bombycis, 4386 nucleotides long. RefSeq lists its product as uncharacterized. NCBI's taxonomy places the organism in Eukaryota, Fungi, Ascomycota, Eurotiomycetes, Eurotiales, Aspergillaceae. The transcript is spliced from 6 exons. Gene Ontology annotation, molecular function: ATP binding; ATP hydrolysis activity; ABC-type transporter activity. Gene Ontology annotation, biological process: transmembrane transport. Gene Ontology annotation, cellular component: membrane. The coding region runs from base 1 to 4386 and encodes 1461 amino acids. The record is from RefSeq and is a predicted model, not a curated record.